CGCAUGCUCGGAAGGGAGGCCCGGUUCCCAGCCGGGAGGACGGCGGAGAGCAGGUUAUGUGGGAGCCGGCGGGGACAUUUGCCGGCGACACUCCAGCUCUGGCCGGAAGUAGAGCCGUCAAGAGCCGUGCCGCUGGAUCUCCGGGCUAGACCGUGGCGACGGCGGCGGCCCUUCGGCUGGAGGAGGACGAUGAGGAGCGACGGAAGCGGCGCGGGGCGACGCUGCUGCGCGGCGCUCGGUUUCGUGCCCGCGGCCGACCUCGCAACCUGCCAGCAAGCCUGAGAUACUUACGGAGAGCUACAAUGGAGAAGUCCUGGAUGCUGUGGAACUUCGUUGAAAGAUGGCUGAUAGCCUUGGCUUCGUGGUCUUGGGCUCUCUGCCGUAUUUCUCUUUUACCUUUAAUAGUGACUUUUCAUCUGUAUGGAGGCAUUAUCUUACUUUUGUUAAUUUUCAUAUCAAUAGCAGGUAUUCUCUAUAAAUUCCAGGAUGUAUUGCUUUAUUUCCCAGAACAGCCGUCCUCUUCGCGCCUUUAUGUUCCCAUGCCCACUGGUAUUCCACAUGAGAACAUUUUCAUCAGAACCAAAGAUGGAGUCCGUCUAAAUCUUAUUUUAAUAAGAUACACUGGAGACAAUUCGCCCUAUUCCCCAACUAUAAUUUAUUUUCAUGGGAAUGCAGGCAACAUAGGUCACAGGUUACCAAAUGCAUUGCUUAUGUUGGUUAACCUCAAAGUUAAUCUUUUGCUUGUUGAUUAUCGAGGAUAUGGAAAAAGCGAAGGAGAAGCAAGUGAAGAAGGGCUCUAUUUAGAUUCCGAAGCUGUGCUAGACUACGUGAUGACUAGACCCGACCUUGAUAAGACAAAAAUUUUUCUUUUUGGCCGUUCCUUGGGAGGAGCAGUGGCCAUUCAUUUGGCUUCUGAAAAUUCACAUAGGAUUUCAGCCAUUAUGGUGGAGAACACAUUCUUGAGCAUACCGCAUAUGGCCAGCACUUUAUUUUCAUUCUUUCCAAUGCGUUACCUUCCUUUAUGGUGCUACAAAAAUAAAUUUUUGUCCUACCGAAAAAUCUCUCAGUGCAGAAUGCCUUCACUUUUCAUCUCUGGACUCUCCGACCAGCUAAUUCCACCAGUAAUGAUGAAGCAGCUUUAUGAACUCUCCCCCUCUCGGACUAAGAGGCUAGCCAUUUUUCCAGAUGGAACUCAUAACGACACGUGGCAGUGCCAGGGCUACUUCCCUGCACUGGAACAGUUCAUCAAAGAAGUGAUAAAGAGUCAUUCUCCUGAAGAAAUGACGAAAACGUCAUCUAGUGUAACAAUUAUAUGAUGCUCCCCUUUUUGAUUAAUGCAUUGUAUUUUAAUUUGUGCAGAAUGAUAAAGAAUGUUCAUUUCUUACAAGUGUGUUACGUCUGUACUUGUCUGAAGAAUGACAUUAAACUUUGAAAGGACCUCAGUGUACCUUUA
Marmota monax (woodchuck) is the source of this 1453-nucleotide messenger RNA. RefSeq names its product abhydrolase domain containing 13 (gene Abhd13). Gene Ontology annotation, cellular component: membrane. Lineage: Eukaryota; Metazoa; Chordata; Mammalia; Rodentia; Sciuridae. The coding region runs from base 303 to 1316 and encodes 337 amino acids. Gene Ontology annotation, molecular function: palmitoyl-(protein) hydrolase activity. The record is from RefSeq and is a predicted model, not a curated record. The transcript has 2 exons.